Messenger RNA from Micromonas commoda, 2415 nucleotides. RefSeq names its product selenide, water dikinase (gene SELD). The coding region runs from base 1 to 2415 and encodes 804 amino acids. Gene Ontology annotation, molecular function: oxidoreductase activity; selenide, water dikinase activity; ATP binding. The record is from RefSeq and is a predicted model, not a curated record. The transcript has a single exon. Gene Ontology annotation, cellular component: cytoplasm. Lineage: Eukaryota; Viridiplantae; Chlorophyta; Mamiellophyceae; Mamiellales; Mamiellaceae. Gene Ontology annotation, biological process: L-selenocysteine biosynthetic process.
AUGGGGAAGAUGAACGACAGCGGACCGGUCGUCAAGGAUCUCGUUCUUAUCGGCGGUGGUCACAGCCACGUCUACGUUCUGAAAAUGCUCGGUAUGAACAAGCUGCCGGGCGUGCGCGUUACUCUCGUGGCCAAGGAGGUUAACACUCCCUACAGCGGAAUGCUGCCUGGGCACAUUGCUGGCCACUACACCUGGGACGAAUGUCACGUCGACUUGAGGCCCCUGUGCACUUUUGCUGGGCAUCGAUUGAUCCACGACGAGGCCGUGAGCAUAGAUCUGGAGAACAAACGAGUCAUCCUGAAGGACCGCCCUUCGAUAUCCUACGACGCACUCUCCAUCGACAUCGGCAUCACGCCUGCCAAGGCUGUUCAGGGAGCUUCCGACUACACAACACCCGUCAAACCCAUCUACGGGUUCGGAGAGCGUUGGGAAGCGCUAUUGGACAGAGUUCUCUCGACGACCGCGCAGACCAGAGUGGCUGUGGUGGGGGGCGGAGCCGGUGGAGUCGAACUCGCUCUUGCAAUGCAACACCGGCUGCAGGUGGAGCUUGAAAAGGCUGGACAGUCAGCUGACCGCGCCAGUUUCAAGCUGAUCACUCGCGGGAAGCUCAUGCCCACGCAUGCGAGUUCGAUUCGUAAAACUUUUCUGCACAUAUUUCACGAUAGGGGCAUCGAAGUUAUCGAGGAGGACGGCGUGGAGUCCGUCUUGAAGGGUGAAGUGGUUCUCUCGAGUGGUCGAAAAGUUCCUGCGGAUGAGUGCAUCUGGUGUACCCAAGCGGCACCCCAAAGUUGGCCCGGAGAGGCUGGGCUUGAGACUGACAACGGGUUCAUCAAGGUAUCUGCAACUCUGGAAUCGACUAGCCAUUCUGGGGUUUUUGCCGCGGGAGAUGUCGCCUCCGUGGUUGGUCAUCCGCGCCCAAAAGCAGGAGUGUUUGCAGUGCGCCAGGGCCCUCCACUGCACGAUAACCUCCGCCGCUAUUUACUCGGAGAGAAACUGGUAGACUUCAGUCCUCAGAAGGUGUUUCUCGGACUCAUAAGCACCGGUUCAAAACACGCCGUGGCUUCGUACGGUUCCGUAAGCUUUGGUGGGGCGUCAUCAACGGGGGCAAUGCUCUGGAAGUGGAAGGACCACAUCGAUAGGAAGUGGAUGAAGAUGUAUCAAGAGAUGCCAGUGAUGGCAUCCCCAGAGCCUGAUGUAUCGGAGGUUGCGCUCGCGGCUGGUCCUGCAACCAUCGCCGCCCUGCAGGCUGUCCCCAUGCGUUGUGGUGGUUGUGGAGCGAAGGUUGGGGCCAGCGUACUUAGCCGAGUGAUGGCCCGCCUCAACAUUCCGACUCGCCCUGAGGUUGAAGUCGGACUUGACCAGCCGGACGAUGCGGCCGUCAUUACGGUUCCACCAGGAAUGGUCGCUGUGCACACCGUCGAUUUUUUUCGUUCUUUCGUAGAUGAUCCGUACAUCUUCGGUCAAAUAGCGGUUGUGCACGCGUUGGGUGACUGCUGGGCCAUGGGAGCUGAGCCACACGCCGUCCUCGCGAUCGCGCAGGUGCCGUACGGUCUUGAGUCUCAGGUUGAGGACGAGCUGUGGCAGAUGAUGUCUGGAGCCACGGCGGUCCUCGAGGAAGUUGGAUGCGCUCUGGCGGGAGGACACAGCUGUGAGGGUGCAGAGCUGGCCUUGGGAUUUUCAGUGCACGGAGUGGCCAAGCGAGAAAAACUGAUGAAAAAGGGAGGUAUGAAACCAGGCCAAGUUCUCAUUGUCACCAAACCUAUCGGCACGGGCACGCUGUUUGCUGCAGAUAUGCGUGCAAAAGCUGAGGGAAGAUGGGUGACCAAAGCACUGGACAGUAUGCGAAAACCCAGUGCGGUUGCUGCUCAAUUACUGGUCGAGCAUGGCGCCAAGGCAUGCACCGAUGUAACUGGAUUUGGCCUGCUCGGACACCUUGUAGAAAUGUGCAAAGGUGCAAACUUGGCUGCAGUUUUGGACCUUGACGAAAUUCCGGUGUUGGAUGGAGCAGAAGAAUGCUUGAAAAUGGGAAUAACCUCAUCGCUUCAACCUGCAAAUGUUCGAUUGUCGAGGGCUGUUGCUAAUCAAGAUGGAAUCGCGAAUAAUCCCAGAUAUCCGCUGAUUUACGAUCCACAAACCGCAGGCGGUAUGCUAGCUGCAGUGCCGAAAGAAAAUGCGGAAGCUUGUAUCGAGGCUCUUCGUCAGGCUGGUUAUCCUUCAACUUGCGGGAUUGGCGAAAUCAUCGAGCAUUUACCCGCGGUAGCCACCGCGCCAGAACAGGUCGUUUUUGUUCAAGAUGCACAGAACCAGUUCUCCGCCUCCGGAGAAAGCAAGGAGCGAGUUCGUCCCAUCGAUUUGAACAACUGCGAGACCGGAACAUGCGAGAUUCCGAUCAGCAAAAAGCAAAAGGCAAAGUAG